GGCCCCACGCAGGAGGCUGUCAAGGUGCGCGCCAUGAGGAUCCUCAAGCAGCGCAAGAUGUACGAAGGUGAAUGUGACAUGCUUUACAACAAAACCUAUAAUCUUGACCAAGUUGCUUGCGCAUCGGAAGGAAAUAAAGAUGCUCAACAAAUUAUAAAUGUAAUGAAGGCUGCCAAUAAAGAGUUGAAACGGAUGAUGACAACUGUCAGGAUUGAAGAUAUAGAUAGCAUGCUAGACGAGAUGAUGGAUCUUAUGGAUGUGAGCAAUGAAAUACAGGAAACUCUUGGUAUAAGCUAUGCCAUCCCACGGAAUCUCUCGAAAGAGGCUCUCCUUGAUGCUUUGGAAGCUGAUAUGGACUUGGAAUCAAACUCAGUCCCAUGGUACCUCCAACCAGACAAGGAGACUGAUCUUUUUUCUGAGCUUAACUAUCCUGCUGCACCAAGUGGUCAUGCAGCAGUCCUGGCAAACCAGCAGCAGGAGGAUGAACUGGGAUUGUCUACAGUGCCGCACGCAUCAAUUCGUAUCUGA
Molecule: messenger RNA, 528 nt
Organism: Triticum urartu
Lineage: Eukaryota; Viridiplantae; Streptophyta; Magnoliopsida; Poales; Poaceae
Source: RefSeq, a predicted model, not a curated record